This is a messenger RNA of Bathycoccus prasinos, 2841 nucleotides long. RefSeq lists its product with no specific name. The transcript has a single exon. Bases 1 to 2841 code for a protein of 946 amino acids. Lineage: Eukaryota; Viridiplantae; Chlorophyta; Mamiellophyceae; Mamiellales; Bathycoccaceae. The record is from RefSeq and is a predicted model, not a curated record.
AUGCCUCCUCCUUCUCAACCUCCUCGUAAUGAUCGCGCUGAGAACACACUUCUCUCCUCAUCUUCCUCGAUUUCACAAAUCCGCGCUUUGCUCCGUCGUCUGACGUGCUCGUCGUCGUCAACUUCGCUCGCCGGGAAAAUCGACGCCGUCGAAUCGAUGCUCGAACUCUCAAGAAGAAGAAGCGGAAAAGGGAACGGUGGUCGAGGAGAAGACGGUUUCACGACGACUGCAACACAAAACGACGAUUCUGAUGACGACGACGAUUUAGACAAUACUAAUAGCAUUCCAUGGGCCAUCGAUAUCGUUCGAGCGAACUGCGUGUUGCCUUUGCUUGGAAUCGUUCAGUCUGUGCGAAGAAACGCGCUCACGUUGGAACCGAUCGAAGAAGAAGAUGAAGGCGGGGAUAAUGCGGACGCGUUGCGUUUAGCGGAUGGAGCGUUGUUACUCCUGGCAGAACUCGCGAACGUUGGUCAGAGUGUGCUCGAAAGUGUUGGAUUCGAAGUGAUUCGCGACGAGGAGACGGGUACGUGCGCGUACGUGCACGCGGAGUCCGGGAUGCGCACGAACGAGUUGCCGAGAGUUAGUGCGAUGAUGGACGAUACCGACGAUGGGGAAGGGGAUUGGCCGUUGGAUGUUUUGUGCGAGUGCGUGAGUUUGUUGGCGCCGAGUGGCGUGGACGAGAAGAGGGGAGAGGUUUUGUGGCAGGUGAAGGUGGUGGACUUUACGUUAGGAGAGGAGGAGAAAGGAGAGGAGGAUUUAGCCGUGGUGGACGUGGCGUUGGAGGAAGAAGGAGGAGGAGCGGAUGGUCGCGACGUCGCGAGGGCGUUAAUUCGGGGCAGUUGGAGAGGGUCGAGUGGAAAGGUGGAAGGCGAAGUGAAUCCAGAGGAGGUUUUGGGGUGCGCUUUGGAUGCGUGGAAGGACGCGAUGUUCGCGUCCGCCGUGCACAUGGCCAGGGAAAGAAAACGCAAAAAAUCUCUUAAUUCAUCCGUCUCGCUGUCGUCGUCGUCUUCGCCGACGACUGUUUUGAUUUUUGGUUUGCGCGACGGGUCGUUGCCGACCUUUCUCGCUCGACGAUAUCCUCCGAACGAGUUAGAGUGCGUGGUUGUAGAAAACGAUAAUCGCGUGGUGGAGUUUGCGGAGAAGCAUUUCAAGUUUUCCUCGAAACAGCCUGGCGUAGAAGUUAAAAUGCUUCUUCCAAUGAAUGAAUAUUCGUCGGACGCGGAAACUCGAGACUUCAAGUGCGACGUCGUUCUCGUGAGCGACGGAGCGCAGUACCCGGUCGAAAAGUACGUAAACUUGGAAGGCUUGACGAUACCGGUUGUGGCCGUCGCGAACGCGAAGACGCUGCCGCACGCAAACAUUCUCGAACCGACGUGGUUAGGACCAAACAUUGUGCGGUGCGUCGAUCCCUCGAUUGAAGUGAACGUAGAGGAGGAUGUAGAAGUAGAAGUAGAAGUAGCAGUAGAAGAAGGCGCAUCUCGUGCGGCCAAAAGACGUAAACAGAGCGGUUUAGAGGAAGAAGAGAAUACCAAAAAGGUCGACGCCUUUUUCAAGCGAUAUAGCGUUAAAAGCACGGACUUGUUACUUUUCAAUUGCGGAUCCGAACUGCUUAUGCGCGCUUCGAAAGAGACGACAUUAGAGAAUUUACCCUUCGUUAUAGAUAGCAUUGACCGGGUUCCAGGCGCUUGGAACGUAGGUGGUAAUACUAGCGCCGAGGUGGAAAAGAUGGAGAGCUUCACCGUUGCAUUCGCGGAGAACGAAGACGAUGGUUUCGAAGAUAAAAAUGCGCAUCAAAACAACGCAUCGCACGCGAGAAAGAAUCUGGACACUUCCAAUGCGGCGUUUAGUCUCUUUGGAGAUGAUGAUGACAACGACAAUACAACGGAGAAGCAAGAAGUGGCGGUGGACGAAGAUGUAGCCGCCCGAUGGGAACGCCUUUCGGAGUCACCGGCGCAGUGCGCGUCGUAUUUCACUCGCGAACGCAUCGCCGCGGUACAAGAUAGAAUCAAAUCUACCCACGAUUGGAGUCUCUUUCAAAAAGACGUGCGCUUGUUGGGAUACGCUUCGCCGAAGAAUUCGGCAAAUGUCACGGCGUCCAAAGAAGAGGAGAAAGAGUUGUUGAUAAAAUUUAGCCGCGUGGUGGAAACUUUGAAACGGAAAGGAUACCCGGCGACGCUGGCGUUCGUUACCGAUGUCGCCUGGGAGAUUGUCUUGAAACUAUGGACGAUUGCGGAAGAAGUGUACGAUCACGAAGAAGUUGUUUUGGAACCGUCAUUUGCGGCGUACGCGUUGGAAAAGCCAGCGUCGAUCCUGGAAAAAAAGAAGAGCGAAAACGGAAAUAAGAAAUACGUCGGGCAGAAUUUUGGACAGCCGCACCGCGACUACGCGCGCGAUGACGACGCGCUUUCGCUUUGGCUUCCACUCAACGAUGUAGACGUGGAUAACGGAUGUAUCUACGUACUUCCAAAAGAGCACGAUCACGAGCGAAACGCUUCCAAGAACGGCAGCCGUAAAUCGAAACCGGACUUCCCGAUUGAAAAAGCCGUCGCUUUAGCACCGGUAGAAGGUGGCCGGGUUCUGGGAUGGUCCGGCGACGUCGUGCACUGGGGAACGUCUUGCCAAGCGUCCAGCGCUUUACCGCCGAGGCAAUCCAUUGGCGUCGCGUUUCGGAAGAAAAAAGCGAACGACGCGACCGGAACCGUAGGCAAAACGCCUUCGAUGACCAAAUCGGAAGCGUUUUCCUUGGACGUUGCGGGACGACUGAAGGCAAUUACCGUCGCGCUCGGCGCGUUUGAGCACUGGUAUGGAAGCACAGAUUCUAUCAAGGCUAAAAUAAGCUAA